Gastrolobium bilobum is the source of this 1047-nucleotide messenger RNA. RefSeq lists its product as uncharacterized. The coding region runs from base 1 to 1047 and encodes 348 amino acids. The record is from RefSeq and is a predicted model, not a curated record. NCBI's taxonomy places the organism in Eukaryota, Viridiplantae, Streptophyta, Magnoliopsida, Fabales, Fabaceae. The transcript is spliced from 3 exons.
AUGGCAAAUCACAAUUAUGCUGCAGAUUUUCUUACAAAUCCUGGAAACCUGUAUUAUCUUCAUCCCAGUGCAAAUCCUGCAUUAGUGCUCGUACCUUCAUCAUUGACUGGAAACAAUUAUCAUACAUGGGCAAGAGGAAUGUCCAUGGCAUUGCGCUCAAAGAAUAAGUUGGGCUUUGUUGAUAGAAGCAUAGUGAUUCCAGAAGAAAAUGAUCCCCUUUUUCCAGCAUGGCAAAGAUACUUGCAAGAAGACAUUUAUCGUCUUCAGCAAGGAGAAAAACCAGUUACAGAAUUUUUUACUCAAAUAAAAACUAUGUGGGAUGAGCUUGAGAGUUUGAAACCUCUUCCAACUUGCACUUGUGGAGCUGUACAACAAGUGAAAACUGAUUGUGAACGUGAUCUUGUUAUACGUUUCUUGAAGGGAUUAAAUGACCAAUAUGCAGGUGUUCGGUCAAACAUUAUGAUGCUUGAUCCAUUUCCUGAUAUUGAUAAGGCCUUUUCUUUAGUUGUACAACAAGAAAGGCAAUUCAAUACAGGAGUAUCAUUUGAAAAUGCAUCUACUGUUCGAGCCUUCAAUAAUUUUUCAAACCAAUCCAAUUAUCGAAGUUCUUUAAACAGAGGCAGAGGACAAUUCAAUGGAGGUAGAGGUUCAGGAAGAGGAAUCAGAUCACAAAAGAUUUGUACUCAUUGUGGAAAAAGCAACCACACUAUUGAAACAUGUUACCAAUUACAUGGCUUCCCUCAUGGUUACAAGAGCAAAGGGCAAGCCAAUCACAUAUCACAUGAAUCUGUUCAUGAAUUUGAUGAUGAGUUUGAAGCAAAUAAUAGUGUGCACCAUCAUGAUGAACCACAACAGAUGGAUCUUGCAUUGAUACAAGAACAGUAUCAAAAGAUUCUUGGUCUUCUUCAGCAGAAUGGUAAGAGCACAAAUGACAUAGCUACAUCUUCCAAUAAUUUUGUUAAAGCAUCCUCUGUGGCCAACAUAGACUCUUCGAACAAGCAAAUAAACCCAACAGAAUAUUACCAAGAUGAUGAUUGGUACAGCUAA